GCAGUCGAGAGCUAAGAUUGGAGGCGGACGCGAGCCGUGACAAGAAAACAGGUCCGGGCUGCCCCAACUAUCACAGGUCCGGGCUGCAGCGACUGUCAUAGGGUCGGGCUGUAACAGUUGACUAGAAUACCUAACUGCAUCUUCUGGCGGUCCAAUGGAACCCGACACGAUGGGGCCACAACCGACCACGGGCGAAGCGGGAGAGGAGUACAGGACAUCGCCCGAUCGAGCUCUGAGGGAUCUGAAGGAACGAAUUAGGCGAGAAGUACCGCUGAGAUGGGCUGACCAAAUCAAUGACGGAGGGCCCGACGUAAGGGGCGAACCGGUUGCGACAGAGCCGCAGGAGGCUCUAAAGACGGGUACCUCGAGCGGACGACGAGAAGCGACGAGGCGACGCUCCCCCGAGUACGAGCGGAGGGACACCAUAGCGGACAGGCACAGAGACGAAUGGAGAGAGAGUUUGAGGGAUUCCUAUUGGAGGGACAGAGAUAGAGACAGGGCGCCGCCCAAGCGAGUCUCCGACCCCCAGACAGGGGAGUCACAUCCGCUCCCUUACGAGAGCAAGGAUCGCUAUAUUAUUACGCACAAGGCCUCAGAGCCUCCUACCUUCAGGGGCUAUGGUAUCACAGAAUAUCUGGAGAAGUGGGAGUUUCACGCCAGCCGGAGUCAGUGGUCGGAGGAAGAGAUUAUAGAGAACUUCCUAUUUAAUGUGGACCCAAGUCUCGGUAGGGAAGUUAAGGAAGCUCGACCGAAGGAUGGAAAAUGGACUACGUACAAGAAGAACCUCGUUCAGCUUUACAAAUUGGAGGAUAACAAGUAUUCCAUCAAGGACCUUGAAACAAUGACUCAAGAUAAAGAUGAGAGCGUACGGGCAUUUGGGAUGCGUUUCCAAAAGAUCUCUGACGUGCUGAUGAAGAAGGGGAAGAUCUCAGAGGUCGAGCGCUGUACUAUCUUCAUCGGACACUUGUCCAAAGGUAGCCAAAAGAGUAUACUUAGAGAUCUUCCGCGCGACAGGCUUGAUUUCUCAGAAGUCCUAAAGCUCGCGAUAAAGGCAGAGGCAGACGAUUACAAGGGCUUGAUGUGGAGAGGGAUGAGGAUACGCGACUUCUUUCUCUACAAGGAGUAUGCCACUGAUAGAUCAAGGAGGCUGGAUGAUUACCCGCGAAGCCCUCGCUAUGAGGCCGAUCGGGGUAGAGGCAACUCCCGCGGCCGAUGGGAGACAGAUCAGGGCCGACGAGAUGGAUAUAGGGACGACAGAUACGAGAGAUCGGACCGAGAUGGAUAUAGGGAUGACAGAUACGAGAGAUCGGACCGAGACGGAUAUAGGGACGACAGAUACGAGAGGUCGGGUCGAGAUGGCUACAAAGGUGGUAGGUAUGAAAGAGGAGAUCGAGACUGGGAACGACGAGAUGGGUCGCCCGGAUGGUUUGAGCGCGGGGGAGAUGCGAGAGAGCAGCGCGACGAGUCGCAGGGGUGGUACAACCGAGGGGACCGACGCGAUGAGUCACGAGGGCGAUAUGACUCGGGGGACCGCCGGAAUGAUUCGCGAGGGCGGUAUAAGCAAGGAGGGUCUGGAGGAGAUCGCCGCAACGAUUCGCGCGGUCAGAAUGAGAGAGGGGGAUAUGGCGUCUCAUCAAAACCAUAUCCCAAGUCGCCUGACCCCAAGGCAGCCAGGAGUUCGAUCUCUAGAAGCGCAGACGACGGACCAUCUACUCCCAGGAACUCAUGCGUCUACUGUAGAGGAGAAGAUCAUAUCAAGAGAGAUUGCCCGGACCUCAAACGGGCAAUAGAUGAGGGGCUUGUCGUGCUUGACGACCGCAAGUACGUCAAGUGGGCAGAUGGUCUGGGAGAUGUAUCGAUGUUCCCUUCGAUGAAGGAGAAUGUCGAAGCAAGGAGAGUAAAGCCGAGUAAAGAAAAGGAGCCGGUCAGGAGCCAGAGCAUCAAGAUAACCUUUGAGGGGGAUAUGGCGACCACACCCAUAAGGGUGGCAACCACCAAGUCGGCGAGAGGGUCUACAUCGAAGAAGACUGACACGGAUUACGUGAUGACGGAGAAGGACGGGCAGUGGGUCGAUGAAGAGGAGGUUAUCCUUUCGCCGCGAAAGCGGGGAGUGGAGAAGUUCUUAAUGAAGAAUUCGCUGGACGAGAUUGAUACGGUCGAGCCACAGAGGCGGGCCCUUCGGCAACCCAUGCAGUGCUCUAUUCUGGAGUACCUGGCGGCAUCGAAGCCGGCUCGUGAUGAGUUACAGAUGAUCACGCGGAAGACUCGCAUACCUCUAUCGGAGGAGGGUCAAGGGGCCCCUAAGGCGGAAACUUCUACAGUAGCAGUAACGGGGAUGACUGCCAGAGCGGAUCGCAUGGCGACAGUCCUUCUCGAUGGAAUGGAAGGUGUGCCUCCAGACAAGUUUUAUAUACUUGGUAGCGGGGCCGUGGAGACGAUUAUAAACGAUGGAGCGGUACUCGAUGCUGUGAUCGAUAGCGGCAGUGAGGCUGCCAUCAUAGACGAGGACCUGGCAGUACAGGUUGGACUGGGCCUCGAUAGGUCAUACCUAUUCGAGAUAGAGACGGCUGAUGGGAAAAAGCAACCGAUCACUGGGGUUUGUUACAAGGCAGCCAUAGAGGUCCAAGGGGUACGAGUGACCCUGCUUGUCUUUGCAGUCAAGAACUGCAGCUCCGACCUGCUCUUGGGUCGAACGUGGCUGAGCCACGUGCAUGCGGUGACGAUAGAGCGACCUGAUGGGAGUCAAACAUUGUCCAUUAGGAAACCAGACGGGACGCGGGUAAUGAUUGAGACAGUGGAGCCUCGGGAUCCGAGGAACAGAGCAACUCUUGCUGUGGGUGCGAGACCCAGUGAUCAGAUUAAGUCGUUACUUAUCUCCGGCCGCGCGGUGCGAUUUCGCGAGAAGAAAUAUGGACCACUGCUCACAAAAGGAAGAAGGUCGGAUCGUGGAGGUGGAAGAUUUAGGGAGUCGGCUAAUAGUGGACGGCAACUCGUACCCAAAGGAAAAAGAUGAGGAAUUUGGCGGUGUGGUAUGCGUGUCUUUUUUAAGGGCACGACCCCCUAUGGGAGGCUACCCAAGCGACACAAGCGAGUAGCUCAAAAAGU
Messenger RNA from Chara braunii, 3105 nucleotides. The record is from the annotation of a GenBank genome assembly. Lineage: Eukaryota; Viridiplantae; Streptophyta; Charophyceae; Charales; Characeae.